AUGAAGAUUCAGGCUUUCCUUAUCGGAGCCUUUGCGGCCCUCGCCAUUGCUGGAGCAGUUCCCGCACAGGAUGACGCGAAUGUCAUCCAUCAACGAACACCCGAAUCCAACAAGUACUGCGGCGGUAAAGAUGAACAUUGCUCCGCCAACGACCAGUGUUGCAGCAAACAAUGCACUUGGCGCCCUGGAGACCCUCAUAGGCGCUGUGAGGGAAGUUGA
Molecule: messenger RNA, 219 nt
Organism: Clonostachys rhizophaga
Lineage: Eukaryota; Fungi; Ascomycota; Sordariomycetes; Hypocreales; Bionectriaceae
Source: the annotation of a GenBank genome assembly